UUAACAUGAAAAAAUGUCUUUAUUUCCGCAACAAAGCCUGACUGAGGCCAGACUACAAACUAAAGGAGACUGUGCAUUUGAGUUUUUUGCUCUGAAACUUUGUAACUCUCUCCCUGGAGAACUAAGGACUGUUGACAGUGUGGAUACUUUCAAAAAGCGGUUAUAAACCCAUUUGUUUACACUUGCCAGGACUUUGGAUACUAGUGUACUUUUUGUUUGUUUUUAUGACUUUUUGUGUCACCAUUUUUAAUUUGAUGACUAUGAAGCUCUUUGUGACAACUGUUCUAGAAAGGUGCUAUACAAAUAAAGUUUAUUAUUAUUAUUAUUAUUAUUAUUAUUAUUAUUAUUAUUAUUAUUAUUAUUAUUAUUAAGUUUGACUGCAGUUUCAUCUGCUGCUGAUAAGCAUGAAUAAUGUAGCUCUGGACUCACUUCUAUUUCAUCUCUAUCAAGCACUUUAGGUAAUACAAUGGAAAAAUUACUGCAGUGUCAAAAUCUGACACAAGUCUACAUUUCCACUGCUCUACAUUUUAAAAGAAAAUGUUUGGGAGAGCAGAGGCAGUUGUAACAUUUUUAAAUUUUCCUCCUUAACUAAGAGAUUACUUGAAAUACACUCAUCAUCUAUUUAUAUAACAAACAUAAAUAUGCACUCUAAUUAUCAAAGUUAGAGUUGUGUUUUGGCUUAUAGAGACAAAUCAGUUUUCAUCAAUGUUAUUAAAAAAAGUUAUAGUGGUAAAGUUGUAACAAUGAAGAAAUAAGUCAGAAAAACACACUGUACUGUAAAAAACACACCCAGAAAUAUAUGAAUGUAGUAUCAGGGAUCCAACAAUGACGAAAUUGUGUGAAUUCUUCUCAAGUUUAAUUUUGUGUAAAUUCAGGCAAAGCAAAAGCACAUCCGUUUUUGUAUAAAACUGCAGCGUUUCUAUUGAUAACUAGAUUUUAACGGAAUGGAUUGAGUCAAAAAUGUUUUUUUAUCAAGCAAAGUGAUCAGCCAAUGGGUAGAAAACUUGACAUUUUAUUUAGUGCUUAGAAGGAUCCGCGCCUGAAUGGGCUGGUGAAAAGGAAAAUAGUAGUAAAAGUGUUGAAGUGCAAUGUGCAGUAUAUUCAUUCACAUAAUGUUGUAUAUUUCUAAGACUAUGUUAUGUAUGUAGGUCAUAAACACUAACUCAAAUAUUUCAUAGCUGCAUGAAACAUUUCACUUCACACAUAAAUUUGAACAUGUUUGUCAUGGAGCACAAAAAUAUUCCACAAAAUCUAAAAAUAUUUCACAAAAAACACAAAGAUUUUACAAAACAUAAAAUACAGAUGUUUCAUUACACACAAUAUUUUUGCAAAAUUUGGGGGCUUUCAUUACAUAAUUUUCCCUUUAUUGGUUUGAUUAUUUGUGUAUUUGACCUUUUGGGCCACUGUAGUAAUGCAUCAUAUUUCCUUAACCAUACACCAGUUUUAAAAUAAAACAGCAGUUAGUGAUAAUUGUAGAAAAUGGGAGGCAGCAUGAAGGGGAAACACUCAAACAAAAAACAAGAUGAGACAUUUUUCAUAUUUCGGAUCGCUACAUUAAGGCAAUCAUAGUUUUGUCUCUAACUAGUGAAUCUGCAUAUAUUUCAAGAUGUUGUGCAUCCCUGCAAACCAACAAAAUGAGUGUAAACAUAACUGUCUAGAUAAUAUAGCAUGCCAAAAAAGUGGUCUCCUAUGGUCAACUUACCCCCGUGUAUUACAUGUUAACCAAGCUUUGGUCUAAAUACAAUUCUAAUAAAACUUAAGACAGACUAAAUUCACUUUCAAGAGUGAAAAAUAUGUGUUUUUGGAAAUAAAUGUCUAACCCCUUCACCCAUGUGCUUCUAACCUUCACAGACUCCAUGAAUUGAUGCCCAUCUCCUAAACAUUUGGUCACAUGAUCAAUUCCUUUUCCCAUUUCCAAGCAGCAGGGGGUGGCUCAACUUACCCCACUCUCCACUACCACAAAAAUGACACCCGAAAAAUAUUUUAUCAGUACUUCACCGUUCCUUUGACUCAUUUCUGAGAGGUAAAUCGACCUUUGGUUUUCUCUUGAAUCAAUAGCAGAUUUUGAAAAAUUGUUUUCCUAGUAUAGAGAAAAGGUCACGCAUUUUCAUAUCUAUUUUGACCUUAUUUCUCCUCUUUUCCAUGUUCCUUUUGUUACUCUGUGACAGGAAAGUUUACAUAUCCUGGUAAAUGUCUCCACUAUAUAAAAGUUUAUAAAAGAAAAACUCUUCCAAUCAGUGCUGAGAACCAAAUAUGGAAGCUCACAGACAGACUACUCCCUUUAAAUGAAAAUCUAUCCACAAACGUCUUCAUUCUGGUUUUGGGAGACAAAGCAGCUCCUUAUUUCCACAGACAAAGCCUCCCUCUUCUUCCUGUGCUCUACCGCCCCCUGCAGGCCGCCACCAGCUCUGCUACAAUCAGACAUAAUAGGCAGUAGGAGUGGAUGAUCCUGAGCCGAGCAGUCCUCACAAGGAGCCCUCGUGCCGGAGGUGAUACCGCCCUCCUGCUGCCAAACCUCCGCUUCCGACCUGAAACCGGAGUCGGUGUCCGGGGUACCGGAGCGGGAUGCAUCGAUCUGUGUGCUUGUAGAGUGGAUUGUCCUCCAUGCGUCAGCCUCGGGAAUGGAUCAGGAAUCCGGUGUGGCGUCUGCGGGGAGUUUCAUCUCCCUGAACGAGCAUGAGCAGAGGUAUUACUCAGGUCUCCACAGCCUGUGCCAAGCUGACACCUCAGGAAAACUGUCGUCCAGCAAAGUGGCGGAGCUCUUCAAGGCGUCUCAGCUCCCUCCUGAAGCCCUGCAUAAAGUGAGUGUGUGACUGCAACGCACAUCUGCGCCUGCUUGGUCAUCACAUGUUAUCAGGAGUGUGUGUGAGUGAGUGUGUGUGUGUUUGUGUGUGUGAGAGAGCGAGGGGCUGAGAGCUGCGGCUGCUGAUCACCAGACCUCAGCUAUCUGCAGGAUCAGGUCCACAUGACCAGGUGGGGGUCUACACUAAGGGAUAGUAAGAGCCAUGAUGCUGGAUUUGGUGUGUGUGUGAGUGUAUGUGUUCAAAAGGGGGUGUCACACCUCCUGUCUUUAACCCCUCUGUCUCUGAACUCACUGCAUUAGCUGAGCAUGAGUCCAAAAAUAUCCUGUCUCUAGUUUUAACUCAGUUAUUAUCCCCUUUAAGGCAGUGGAAAGAAAAUAAAUAACUGUUAUCAUACUUGACUCAAAUACUGUCUUUUUGGGAGAUUUUUCCCAAAUGUACCACCUUUCAUAAAUGCGCUUCCUUGUGUUUGAGCAGGAUAAGAUUGCAUUAAAACUAAAGAGUACAUUUAAACAAGACUAAGUAUUCUCUGUUUCUAAAAUGGAUCAAAACUAAGGCUAUAGUUGGAAACAAAAAUAUCAGGAAUAGAUUUGCUCACAUAUUAUUAUUGCUGUUGUUUACUACUAUUUUGUCAAAGUUGUGCAGUUGCAUUUUGGAUGAAGCUUAAAGCUUCUGUGGGGAUUUUUUUUUUACAUUCUAAUAGAGUGAAAUUCUUAAAGACGUCAGAGACACCAUCAGUGACAUGACUGAUGUUAUUUAUUUUGUCAUUUUUAGUGCCUGAAACUGUCAGGAGGGGUAGGCAUCAGGCAAGCAGCUGCAGAGACAGACCUGAUUUUACGUUUUCUACUUAAGGUAUUCUCAAUAAUGAUAAACUUGACAGACAAAAGUCAGAUUAAUGAGAUUAUUUUGUCACUUUCUGGAGAGAUAAGGAAAAGUAAAGUCAGGGUACCAACAGUCUAGCAGUCUAAGUGCACCCCAGUUACACAGGCUAUAAUCCUUGUCACAGAGGUGGGUGGUUCGUCUCUUGACUCUGACUCUUUGCUACAUUACUGUCUGUGCUUUCUACUUCUAAUAUUUCCUCUCUCUCUUCAGCUGUCCUUACAAAACAUAACUAUUGAAAAUAGUGUAUGAGUAAAGACUGUAUUGUCAUUACAAACAGAAAGAAGCUUUUUAGCACAACUAGGAUAAUACAAAAUGUACCUUUGCACUGUUUGGUAUACACCUCUCUGUUAUGACAGGUGGUUUGCUGGUAAGUUUAGGUAAAAUAUGACUGUCUAAAAGACUUAAGGGAGAGCAUUUUGAAUCUUCUGUAUUUGUUACCACCUCUUGUCCUGAAACUUUACACACAGCAGCAGUGAAAGCAGCUGUUAAAUAAAACACACAUUGAUUGUGUUAACGUGUAUGAGUAUCCUUUUGAUGUGUGUGCAUGGAAACAUUAUAUCCUGGUUAUAGAAGUGCAGACAUGUCUCCUGAUAUUCCACCUGAAGUUCUUCUGUGGAUCCAAAUACUGCAGCGUCUCAACAUAUUCACUUCGGCUUUCUUGUUAUUCUUCAUUGGUCCAGGGUCAAAAGGCUAGAAAAGUGGUGGGAAAUUAAUACACAAACACACACAGCUGAUACAAGGAUGCUCAUGUGUACAGGCGUAAGAUAACUGGAUGUCUCAUACUUGUAAAUAAUAUAUCCUUGAAAUGAUAAAAAGCCGGCCAAGGCUACAAUGGUGAUUGGUGACUGUGAUAACAUUGUGAACACACUUUCAGCAGCAGAGUUUUUGGGCAAACACACUUAAAUAGACUUGGUGUGAGGUGAUACUGUGAAAACAUUUCUUAACUUUCCACAUGUUAUCAUCACUAAAUGUUUUUUAGACAAGGAUAAUAUUUAGUGCAGUUUUAUUCCACAUCAAGAUGGAUUACACAACCCUUCAUGAAAUUUCUAUCAAAUACCUUUAAAUGUAUGUGAGCCCAUGGCUAACUUGAACUGAAAGAAAAGAAAACCAAAAUGUUUAGUAUUACACAGAAAUGUGAGCUUUUUAUCAUUCAAGGAGCUGGAAGUUGCAAAAACUCUAAAUGGUCCCUAAGUUUUUACUCAUUGUUUUAUGGACGCAAGUCAUGGUAAACUUUCAGUUUAUUUCAAAGGAUAUAUAAAAAGUACUAUAACUGCUGUAUUGAAUUUAUUGAAUCUGCAGGGACAAUUUAGUUUGACAUAUUUCUGUUUCAGCACAUAUAACAAAAGUGUAUUUAAGUCUCCCCCCAUACAGAGGGUCUUCACAUAAUGAUUAUAGUAUAAUUAAAAUCCAGCUUGCAGUGACACCACUCAGUGUGUCCACUUUUUGCUCUCAAAUAUUAAUGAACGUCCUUGGUCCCACUGAAACUGGACUUUUGAAAUGUAAAGGAUGGUGAAUUGCAUGAAUGCAUCGUUAGGAGGCUGGGUGGUAAACUCAACCACUGUAGAUGGUAGAGCUGUACAAGUGACAGUGUUUUCAUUGUCAACAUUGGCCCCCCAGCAGCCUCUUGCUGAUUGGUUUGUUGACUGUUUUGGUACAUAAUUGGUUUACCAGGUGUAACUCAGUUGUAACAAGCUGAAAGGGGGCAUGUCACCACCUACUGUGGGGGAGGCAGACAUGUCUCUAACAAUAAUAUGACUCUUGUCUAUGACAACGACAGCAGUCCAGCAAAAUUGUCUAAAUGAGCUUUAACAGUAGCUUGAUUUAACUGUGCAUGUAAACACACUGACUGGGUGGUUAUGCUAGUUACAUCCAAUUAGGAUUCUAACAUAACCACCUCCUCACUAUACAUCAUUUAACUUCUGACCUGCCGCCAACCAAAGAUGAAAACAUACUGACAUUAAAUAAUGAUUUGAAAAUAAUAUAUUGAAGCCCUUGCAGCACAGAUUAAUUUCACACAAAACAUGUAAUUUCAGGCUCAACUUAAAACAGUGGCUGUUCUAUUUGGUCUUAUUUACUGUAAAGAAAACAUUUCCAAUGGAGGCAACUAUAAUGAAUGAAUACAGUAUGAGAUUUGGAUAAAUGCCACUCUUUAUGUUGCUUUUUUAAAUGUCACUUUUUUUUUUUUUUUACUGUUUUAGAGAAGUAUAUUAACUUUAGUUGUGCAAUAUGCAAUGACAGUAAGGGCAUCUUAUCAUUUUUUUGUUGCCUGCAGUCUGUCUGUACACCUUAAAACAUUAAUGAAACCAUCAUUAGGGUUGUCACUUCUAUCCAAAAUUUGACCUUUCAAUUGAACUUUUGUGGAAAAGUUCACAUUCCAUAAUGAGCCAUUCAAAACUCACAAUGAUAAUGUACCAGCGCAUCAAUCCACCUGACCUUUAUAAAAUCUAUAUAAUGUAUAAACGCAGGACAUGGUCAAACAAAGCGGCACUAAGCUGACAGUCAUGACACACAAACACUCAAGAAGCAGGUGGGAGUAUUUUGGGGAUCUGCACCAUAGAUGAAAGAAAGAAAAAGAUGGGCUAUUUGUCAACUUCGAACAAAGCAUCUGUCUUAUGUUGCCUUCACAAGAACAAGUAAAAUCAUUAUAUUUAUGUGUAUCUGGACAUGCGAAUGUUGUGUAUUUACUCGCUUAAUUUGCGUGUUUGUAUCGCGUCUGCAGACAGCUCAAACACUUAUGUAACUACAAGAGAGGAGAGAAAGUGAGAAGGGGUUUCUACAUGUCAGGUCAGUCUGUUUACAUCAAACAUAGCAGAGGUUGACCAACCUGCGAGAAUCUGUUUAGUUAAAAUAACUUACCAGAUCAUCAGACCUCCUCACUCUCUUUCCUCCAGCUGAGCUAGUCUUUUUACACUUGUCUUGUUGUCACAGACAAGUUGUAUCCUCUGGCUCAGGUGACUGUCUGUCAAACUGUCAAAAUCGGCUAAUCCUCCAUUUUCCAUACGAAUGAAUUUCUGCCGGUGAUUGUUGUUUACAUAUGUCACCAGGGUAUCUCCAUGCUGAUUGGGUAUUGCUGCGGGAACAUUCACUUGAGUUCAGAUAUUUUCAACACUCACGAAUAAGUGUUUAAAGCAAGUAGCACAUUAGACGCGACGCAAAUUUGUGGCACUCACACAUACAAUCCACUCAUUUUGCCCAAAUAGUCUGCUAAAUUAGCGUAAUUCAAGCCGAGUAAUUUGCGUCAUUCUCAUGGGCCAAGUUGAAAGCGUCUUCUCGCAUCUUUACAUUGACUUUACCUGUAAUUCACUUGCGCGAAUGAUUUUACUUGUGCUUUCUGAAAAACUGACAGUAUAAGACAUACUAUUCAUUGAGCCAAUACCCCUGACAAAUAAUGGUCUUAACAUUGUUGCUAUAAUCACUACUGCUCAUGGUUUAAGUUACUUUUUACAGAUCAGCACUUCAUAGAUGCUCUCACCAGCUAUUCUGCUAUUGCACAGAUUGCAGGACAGGAUGUUCCUACCAGGGAUGCAGGGCGUCUUGUAGCUCCUCUGGCUGCUGUCACAUCUGUGCAGGCUAACUUUUAUCAUUUUCCCACUCUGAGAUUAGCCUGAGAUGGAGACUAAUGUUGCUUUCACAGUGUCAACAGGCAGAGGUGAAGUGGCUUGCACUCCUUUUGAUGGAUUACUUUGAUAUCUGAUGUCACAACCAUUGUUAUUUAGGUUUUGACCAAUCAGAAUCAGCAGUGACCUUGACAGCAGUUCUAGUUGAAAACUUGUUGUCUUGUCUCUGGAUGUGAGUCUAAAUGGGAUUUUGCUGACCCAUCUCAGUGAUACAAACAUAUUUUUAAAGCUCUGAUGAACACAGCAGGUUGUCGGUGCAUACUGUCCUGUGGGGUCAGCUCCCGGUGAUCGCAGCCUAUUGUGUGUCUUUGUGGGUCUGUGUGUGUGUCAGGAAGUUUGGCAUUGAGCUCCCCUUCCUUCCUGUCCGGCCUGGAUCUCCGCCACCUCGCUGGGUGAUUGACACACAGCCUUCUGAGCAUGUUUGGCUCUGCUGCAGGAUGUCUGCAGGAUCACUCUUGGACUCAGCGCUGGCUUGUGGGUCAUUGUGUCAAACUUUGUCACUGAAUCAUAAAUGAUGUGUUUCCUCCAUAGAUAUCAUGACACAGAAGUUGUGUUGUGAUCUGACUUAGUUUUCCUGUAAAUACUGUUUGCUUUUUGUGAAAACAAGAUGAAUUUUCCAUCAGGAGCAGUAUGUUCAGGUGUGUUUUGUUUAGUCAUGACCCACCAGGAUCGCCCAGAUUCACAGAGGAAGGAUCUUUAUGUCUGACAUGUUUUGAACUGAUAAGUGGUUGAAGCAAGACACCUCUCUUCCUGCUGUUUGUCAGUCCUCUGGAGAAAACCCCAGCUUCCCACACUCUCCUUUCAUGUCAGUUGUUUUUCUGAUUAAAUGGGCUCAAAGGACAGAAAGUGUCCCUUAUUAUCUGGUGUCAUGUGAACAGGAUAACGGCAACACAUAUUGAGAGACUGUUUUGGUGGACCUUACUGCCUAAAAUUGGAUGAGUGAGUCUUUGAAGUCUCUGCCUGAGUUGUCAGCUGGAAGGCGAUGUCUCUGGUAUGAGCUGAAUUGAGUCACAUGUUCAGUUACUUGGGAAGGUUUGUUGACUGGCUCUGCUUGCUGUAGAACCUGUCUGGUUGAAUCAGGUGUGGCUCUGUUACAGGUAAGACUUUCUGGAACUCAGCUCACCUGGUGUUGCCGCAUACCAGCUUUAAUUGUGCAAUAAACAACAUUAUUUUUAGUCAUGGUGAAAUUGCAUUUUACUAAUGCUUUUUCAUAACCUCCAUAGUUAAAUGAGAUUAUCAGACUGGUGAUCUCUUAAUGCUGGAUUUUAUUCCCUGUUUUCGGCUUGAUUUUUCAAGGAAAAGACAAAUUGAUUCUCGUUACUCGCCCUCAGGUGUCUGUUCAAAACUCUCCUGGUAAAGUUUGGCUGUAAAAAGUAAGUAAUCAAGCAGGAGGAGUUUUUUUUUUCUUUUGCUGAUAGUGGAGCAGAAUUGGCUAAAGGUAUAAUUUUUCUGGUGAAGUAUUGUUAUAGAUCCAGAAACUCUACAAUCGGAGCUUUGCUGAAAAGAGUGACAAAAAAAGCAUUUAACUAUGCAUAUUUACAUGACACUGACAUUAAUUGGGGCAUUAGUUAUAAUUCCUGGGCUGUGACAGGUAACACAAAGCUGGUACUUCACACUUGUUGUGAGCUGAUGGUUACAGUUAAUAAUGACAUAGCAACAAAUCAGUACAUUAUCUCUGCAUCCUGCUAAAAUGUAUAUUGUGUGAAGACAAGUAAAACGAAAAGAAGAUCUGUUGCACGACAAAUGCAGUCUUUGACAUGAGCCCCAUCCUUACUACAGUAGGUGAUGAUGCUCAUAAGAAAUGCAAUCUUUCUCCCAGACUAACACCGCUGGUUUUUCCUAAGGGGGCCACCAAAGUCAACACAACAGGAAAGUUCCUCACAGUGCCUUUGAAUAUCUAAACAACUAUCACAUCUAUUGUCAUGAAAUGUCGCACAGAUAUUUAUGAUCUCCAGGAGAUAACUUUCAUGAUGGCCCGACUUUUUUUCUUGUGCCUAAAACAUUUGAGACUUUAACUCAGAUUAGUCAGUGAUCCUUUCAGUCCAAUUUUUAAGUAUGCUUUCAUUAAUGAGCCUGUCCUGAUGUUACCAAAUUAUGGUUAUUUCCUCCAGAAGAUGUUGCUUAAAAAAGCAAGAAACAGCUUUGUAUGCAGAACACUUUGGAUACAUAGCAAAGAGGACCAUGCUGGUGGCACAACUGUUUACAGCAGACAAUGGUAAACCAAUAAUUAAGUCAGCCUUGUGAAGUUCUGUUUUCACUGAAAAAGAAAUCCUCCUUGAAAGAGUUACACAACUGCAUAGUAACCGCACAUUGCUGAAAGUCACCAUCCAGGAACAUAACUUGAACCGUUUUCCUUUCAGGAGCUCCCCCAAAAAAGACUGUGCUAUGUACAGCUACACAUAUUUCAUAUAUUUAUUUCUUAAUCUUUGCAUUUUCUCAUAAUUUUGUUACCUGCUGGUUUUCAUUGGAGCACGGUUUAACUUGGAUUUUUUUUAAAGAGCUUUAUAAGUUAAUUUUAUUACAGUUUAUAACUGUUUUCACAUAUUUGGUGAAAAAUAGUCAAUUUUUUUCGAAUCAGAUGAUAGUGCAAGCUCCAGUUCCUAGUGUUCUGGUCCCCUAUUGUUCAGACAGAUUUACAACCGGCCUGGUCCUGUUCAAGUUGAGAUGAGUUGACUAAGAUGGGAUCCCCUGAAGCAGUUGUCAAGUGACAAAAUGUGACUUCAGCUGACAUGGAUCAGCCAGUAUUAAAUUUGAACAGAAAAUGACUGUUGUUGGCUACUAUAUCAAGCCACAUCAGACAUCUUUGUAAAAUACUGAACUGUAAGCCAAAUAAAGGUUUGAACUCACUAAAUUACCAAGCUGCUCACUGAGCUGUUAUUUAUUCAUUUGGGGUAAAACAUAUGAUGCAUGUACAUAUUUUUUUUCUUCCUUGAAUUACAGAAAGCUUUUUUUAGAAAGUGUCACUUGAUCUGUUUAACAGGAAACCUGCUGCAAAUUCAAGAGACAAGUCAUUUAUUACUCAUGCCAGUCAGACGAUCAGCAUGUCAACAUGUCUAAUAUGCAAAAUGGGAUUGUUCAUUAUCAACAGGGUGUAUAAUUCAUUAAUAUCCGGGAAGACGCACCAGUGAUGACAUUAUGCCUGCUGAAAUGUUUUUGGCAGUUUUCCAUCCUCCUCAAAUAAUUUCCCCCUCAGGCCACAGAUCCGACCAGCCGGUCUGGUUCCUGAAGGCCUCUGUGAAUUAAUCUCAUCAUUAAUCUGUCUUUGCUGACCUCGGGCGCUCUCGCUGCAGACCUAACCUCUGCUGUGAGCACAGACUCUCACUGGCCCUUAGUUGUUUUGGAUGUCAUCUCGCUGUGAAAGCUGUUGAAUGAAUACAAUACAGGUCAAGCAGAAGUAAUGUCUCAUAAGGCAAUAUGGCAUUUCUGCUCUCCACCCGCCCCUCGACCUCAUUUGACAAUGGGUGUUGACAAAACUCAUGGCAGUCACAUUUCAUACCAAAAAUGUUCUCUAACUCCUCAGCAUUUCCAGAUUUUGUGUGUUUAUGGAAAAAACAUUUCAGUUUAAAGCUCAGUUAAUCCAUUGUAGCCACAAGAAGAGGCUGAGCUUUUUUCUUUUGGGUGAUUUGUCAUCUGACAGCUCCUCUUUUCAUUUUAAAAUGAGUCUACUGGAUUUCUGAGUGUUGCUGGAAAAUGAAGCUUGAUUAUUUUGGCAGUCAUCCCAAUCUUUAUAAUUAUAACUGUAGCACAAAUAAAUGAGCGAGAAAAAAACCAGUCAAAUUAAAGAAAAGAAUGAUGGGCUGAAUGACUAACAACAGCAAAAAAAUGCAGUGUCUGGGAAACGAAAAGAAACCUCCCACCAGGCCUCUCUGUAACUGUGGUGUGUACUUGAAGAUGGUAUGUUAAGCCUUUAAAACCUUAUGUUUCUUAUUUUGAAACUGUUUGAAAAUGUUUUGGGCUAAACAGACUAGUUUAUGUGAGUGAAUGAAGAUAAGAUGUGUUUGUGACUUGGUCUGUCACCUUAUCCAGGCUUUGUGCUUUGUCAUGCUAACACACUUUGGAAUUCCCCUGUAAUGCUUUUUAAGUUCACAUUUUAUUUGGAUGAAUUAAUACAAAAAUAGAUGCAAAACAAGUUUUUACAGGGGGUCUAGCUUAACUAUCAGACUAAGCCAGUAUUUCUUAGUCUCUGUGCAGAGGUAAGCAGUGCUGACAGUUAGCUUAACCGAUACUAACAUUAGACUGUCCAUAUCUGUGAGUUCAGUAAUGAUCUUGUUAGUUUGACCAACACAAAUGAAAGCAUCACUCUCAUGUACAGGGCUAUUGGCUCAAUCAGUACUGUUGAUACAGACCCUCAGACAGAACCAGACUUUCCUUCCAACCUUCCAGUAAGCUAACCUAGCUAGCUAACUGAGCUAGAGUAGUUUGCCCAGUACAAUGCACAAAAUUCUCUCCAUAGCUUCCCAUAAUCAUACCCUGUGUGUUGAAAAAUAUAUAAAAACAUUUUCUCGCUUAUCAGCUACCAAGCCGUUAGCAACUAAAUAAAGUUACAGAUAUUCACCUGUUUUUUAAAGACUCAAAAAAUCACUUCUGUCAUUUAUGGGUUUCUGUAGAUGCCCAAUAACAGCAGUAGCCUCAUUAUAAAUGCUGACAGCUAACUUUUGGCGAACAGCGAAGAGGUGAAAUUGAGGCUUUAUCUUGGCUUACAAACAGCCACUAUUUCCACUUGACAGCCAAAUCAGCUACACUUUUUACAAUGCCAAAAUAUGCAUCACUUUUUGUGUCUAUCUAAUAGCAAUGUAGGACUCAUAGAAAAAUUAGAACCCUGUAGCCUACAUUUUUUUUGUAAAUGUCUCACCUUCAUCCAAAUUAUUGAAUUCAUUAGGCAAACUAUCCAAAAUGGACACGGCAAUAACUUAGGCAAGUCAAAAAUUUAGAGAGGCUUAUUUUAACGUUUCAUAACAUUAUACAAAACAUCCUCAUCUACUUUAAACUACAGGGGAGCUUGUGUUCAUGUUGACACACUUAUAAAAUCAGUAAUAAAUGCUUCUUCUCUGAAGGAACUGCUUUUUUCCCCGAAAUUUUAUUUCAGCUUUAUUUUGAGGAGAUUUUUUCCCCUGUUUUCCUACAUAAUCCUGCUCUUCUUUGCUUCCCAAAGCUGUCAUUGUACAAUUUAUCAGAAGAGUGCUGGAUAAACAGAUCCCACUGUGUCGCUUAUCCCUCACAGACCGUUUUUCCACCAGCUUUAUUCUGUUAGUGGAGCCUGUAAGUCUGCGAUACAUGGUAUCUUGAUCACGGUGUUAAAGAAUCACAUGCCUGAGCUCCUUCAGCUGUCUUGAUUAGGUUUCUGAAAAGUGGAAAACUGUAGGCAUUUUCAUAAAUUAGAUUCUCUGGAGAAGAUGUUGUUGAAGUUUGUGAUACCUUGAGAGGUAUUUUAUGUCCUGUGUGUUUUUCAGGUGACUGAGGCGUGUGGAGCAAAGCGUCUGGGCUACUUCGGCACACCUCAGUUCUACGUGGCCCUGAAGCUGCUGGCGGCUGCUCAAUCCGGUCUGCCCGUCCACCUGGAGAGCGUAACAGCCAGUAAGUCUGCUCCUCAGAGAGGAGGCAUCUUACGAGAGCAAAAGGGGAUCAGGGGAUUAUCUUGGCAUGGCAGGAUUUGGUCUAAUCUGGAUAAAAGGGGAGUCGCGUGGAAAGGGCUAAGUGGGUUUGUCCUUAUUACAAAUGUACAGAAUCAGUCCCAACCUAAACAAAGGAAAGUAAAGUGUUCUCUGCAGAGCUCGCCAGGGAUUAUAAGAAAGAGUGUGUACAGAGUUUCACAUUUUCUGCUGUGUGGUUCAAGUGACUUUUACCUCAGCUGACCAAGAAAUGUAAAAGACACUGAGCCUGAUUAACAGCCUCAGGCAGAGGUAUCAAAGUUCAACAAAUGAGAAGCUUCAGAACAGAGGAGACUUACAAAAGUCUCUUUCUGUAUGUUAGUUCCCUAUUAUGAAGGUUAAUAAAAGGAAAGGCUUUAUAAUUUAGAGAGCAUCCCUGAUCUCACCUUGUAAAGAAGAAUCAACACCAAGCUCUGUGUCUGUCAUCAGAUCUACCUCUGCCCAGAUUUGCUGGGCUGAAGAAUGAACCAGAGAUGAGAUAUCCAGCUGUCCCCCAGAGCAUAGAUGGUCAAGGGACUCCGUGUGGGGUGGCUCUAGGUUCAGCCUCCUGGACCCCUGCAGACCGAAGCGCCUUCAGACACCAGGAGGCCAACAUAGAGAAGAAGGUGAGUUUGUGACAAAGACUAGCUCUCAACCUGUGACUCAGGUUGCAGUCUGUUAAAUCUGCCCUCAGAGUAGCUUUCAGGCUACAUGAGUAGCAGGGAAGUAGCUUCCUUUACUGUCUGUGUGAAAUAAGACUUUUGUCCCCUGAAGGAACCCUGGUCUCCUCCUCGAUCACCAAGCAGUUCACCACCUCGAUCUCCUCUCGCUUACCGCAGCUAUCCAUACGCCAAGCAGAGAAAUGGGGCUGACGCACAUAUGGGUAAGACAGCUACAACUUCCUAUGUUUGUUUCCUUUAAUGCCAGGCUGUUCAGGCCACGGGGAAAUGUGUCUGAUGUGAAGAUGAGUCCUUUUUUUAUUUUCUAUUAUUCAGAUUUUUCAAUGUAUUUUUAUUGUUGAAGCAUUAGCCUGUAAUCCCUGAAAUCUCUUGUAUGAGGAAGUCCAAGGCAAGACAGAAACAUAAUAAAGUUUGUCACAAAAUAUUGAAUGAUAUAAAUAAAACUAACCGUUUCCCACCCAUACAGUGUACUUUACUGUGGCAUAUACAGUAUAAUGUAAUGCCCAUUGCCAUCAUAUUUCUCUUGACUUGUGGCUCUUAGAUGAAGCCUUAUUCUUAAUUACUGCUGUUGCUAAAAGUGCACAAAAUCCCUGUGUGAUGAAUUAUGAAUGAAUUUACAUGAGUUAGUCGAGGUUCACCUGCAUGUCUGACUCCCGCUCACUCUUCUGAACUGUGAUGUUUGAUCCCCCUCUCCUAUCUUUCUCCUCUCCUGCUCUUUUGAUCUGUGAAUCUCUCAUACUCUCAGAUCACAGUUUGGAGGUUGUAAUCAGUUGGAAAUCACUGCGUGUUAGCCCCAGGUUUCCUCUCAGCCUGAGCAUAUGUGUUUUUUUCCUCUAUUUCCAUCCUUCAGUGUAUGAAAGCAAACAUUCCUCUCGGCCAGCCGCUCAGCUUGAGCAGCACUCCUCACCCAGUAACUACGGGACCAAAGCCCCUGUGGAGCACCCCACUAUGGUUCGGGUAAUUUUUUCCUUUUUUGACUUUUUUGACAAAUAAAUGUACAGAAAAUGCUGCCAGAUGCACUAAAGACACUUGGCACUUCUUUAUACCAGUGCUUCAACAACAAGUUUGAUCUGAAAAUUUUGAAAAGUUCCACAGUCCCAAAAAGUGUCCAAACUUUCAAUGGAAAAAAAUCUUUCACAUUUUCAGCAAGUAUCAAGUACCUUUGGGGAUAUUUUGAAAUUUUCCAAAAUAAUUAUUUAGGAAUUUCUUAACAUCUUUUGAGAAUUAACAGUGAUUUCUCAAAAACAAUCUAAAUUUCCAGAAAUUUUUUGUAAAGCCCUGAAAUUUUUUUCAUGAAAGUUUAAAGACAUUUCUUUUUAAGAGUUUUCACAGGAACAUUUUCAGGAAUUUUCAGUGUUGUCUUGAGAACCUCUCAGGCGUUGUCAAGGGACUUUUUGGAAACUUUACAUUUUCAUGAAGCCUUAAAGCUUGUCAUUGAGCUCUCUCAGGAAUUUUAAGUAGAUAUUUAAAAAAAAAACUCUUGGAAAUUUUUCAUGAUUUUUGUUAGAGAUAUAAGUAAGGUUUGGAAAUUCUUCUAGAUUUUCAGAAUUAAAAAUCGAAAAAUUUGAAAAUAUCAGGAGUUGCAACUGAUUUUUUAAAUUGAAACUUCUAAAUGUUUCGAUGAACUGAUUUACAUUUUUUUAAAUUUUUACUUUUUUCUAGAUUUAUUGUAUUUAACUGUUUGGGAAACUUGUGAGGACAUGUCUAGAGGAUGUACAUGAGGCCCAUUCUGUUCGGCAGUUUUUGCAGCAGGGGUUCUCUGUAGGGUAAGCUCAGUGUAACUUGUCUUUGGAUACAUGGGCCUGAUGCGCUUUUUACGCCAUGAGGCAGGGACAGACAGAGGAGGAUACUGAAUUUAUCAGUUUAUGGAGUGAUACCCUAUUUUAUCUAAGAGAAGAGAAGGAGUAGACCUACACCUACAUACCUGAAUGAAUUUGUGUUUAUUGUAGUUAUUUUCUUUAAAAGUUGAUCAAACAAUACAAAGCUGACAUUUAAAAAAACAGAUGAGUUAUUAAGGUUUUGGGUGGAGCGAUUGUUGUGUUUAUCUGUGUUAUAGUUGGUGUUUAUCUUCCCAGGCCUCCUCAUCAGAGAGGCUGGAGCAGCAGGGUACAGCGGACUACUCUGACGAUGACCCCUGGAGGAUCACAGAGGAACAGCUGGAGUAUUACACAAACCAGUUCAAGAGCCUGCAGCCUGACCUUGGGGCUCUAAUUCUGGGUAUGAAACCAUUCACCCCCAGCAAAACAAUUAAAAGAAUCAAAACAUAUGAAUUUCACAUCUUUCUUAGUUUUCUGACUCUUUUCAGGAACCAUUGCAAAGAACUUCUUCACAAAGUCCAAACUCCCAAUACCAGAGCUCUCCCACAUUUGGUAAGUGCUGACUCACAGUGACGUCUGUCCUUUUUCUGAUCUGAGGUCAGUCAGUUUUUAUCACCCAAACACCUCAGUGUGAUCUCUGAGUCACGCAGAGGCCUCCGUUCGAAAGGACAGACCUUCACCUUCAUCUUUAAACAGAAAGUUUCUACAGGAGAGAAAGAUUUGAGCUGGAUUCAGAUUAGAUUUAAAUUGAAGAUAAAUCACAGUAGUCCAUGUGAAUAUAUCAAUAAAGAUGUAGUAAAGGUUUCUUUUCCUCAUAGUCUUAAAAUAAUUGUUUCACAUUUACAAAAAAAAAGUUUCCUUCUUGUCCUUUAGUUUCAUAGAAGUGUCACAGACUGGCUCAACGGCCAAGACAAAUAUGGGAAGGACACAAGAACUAUUUGCAAAAGUUGCUUGUUUAUUGCCAAAAAAGCGAACCAAAUGAAUAGCUAAAUGCCAAAACAGGGAGUGUGUUAGUCAGUCCAGUCAGUGGUGUGAAUGUAGAUGUGAAGUAAACAAAGACAAAAUGAACAUGGGGAGGCUGGGAUGGGUUUGGCAAAAUGAGAGAGAGUGGGCAGCAGCAGUGGGGUUUAACCCUGCCAGGGCCCAGCUCAGGUGAUCCAAAUCAUCAUCAUUAACAUCAUCAUCAGAAGAGUUAACUAGGGACAAAUACUGGUGGUAAAAUGGUAUUCCGACUCUUUUGAAAUUAUUAAAAUUUCUUCAGAAAUCGGUUUUAUCUCUGUAACUCCUUAGUUUGGCCAUUUAUUACCAUAAGUUGUGAUAAGGCUAGCCCCGUUUCUUCCCUUUAGCUGAGCUAGCUUUGCUGGUAAGAAAAUUGUGAACUAAAUUGACCAAGUAAUAAAUUACCUCUUUAAAAUUUGUUCGUUAACAUACUUCUCACAGUUUUUAAACACAAAGGAGUAGAAUUGAGCUUUAUAUAUGCUAAUAUACUUAUUUUGGUGACUUAAAAAGACAAGCUAGCUGUUUGUCUGAUUGUUGAGCCAACAAACUCGGUGGUAGCCUAUUAUAUUUGAUCAACAUGCUACCUUUGCUACGUGCAAAGUUAGAUUUAAAGGCUUUAAAGGUGCAGAUUUUUGCUAUUCUUGAAAAGACAAGUUGUUAAAUUAUUCAGGCUACACACUCAUCUAUACAUUAUAUUUAAAAAUUCAUGUACAAAACUGAGAUAAACAGGUGCUUAUCUUUUUUUGUUGUGGGUUUUUUAAAGUCUUGUUUCUUUGUCAAGCUAAUCUGAUGCUACAGUUCAGCUUAAUAAACCAAAUACUGAAUAAUUUCUUUGAAAGUAGGAAGUUAAGUCUGUUUAAAACCAUCAUAUAUAUUUGAGCCAUCGUAUUAAUUAACAGCCAUGCUAGCUAGCUCUUCUUGUUAUCUUUAUUCUAGCUUGGCUAACAUAAAUAAACGAUCCUUUUAAGUUUAGUUACCACACUUAAAAAUUGUCAAAUUGUCAAGUCUUUUUUUUCUGGUUAUUGAGUUAUUUGGCUCUGUGAGUGUGAACUUUAGAAUAUAAAUAAGUAGAUUUUUGUAAAUCUUUGACUCCCUUUUUCCAGAAAACAAAAGGUUACCAAGAAUAUGACUUUUUUUUUUUUUUACUUCUUUUAAUCAUAAUAUUUUACAGCCUCUCUACAAAGGUUUUACAGAUAUUUAUCACACUUGUCACUGUUUUUAAGGGAGCUGAGUGACGUGGACAGGGACGGCGCUCUCACGUUCUCUGAGUUUUGCACAGCCUUUCACUUGAUUGUUGCUCGUAAGAACGGUUAUCCUCUGCCGGAGACCCUCCCUCCAACCCUUAGACCAGGGUUUACACAGCAGGAAGAGGACAUACCAGAUACACCUGAGGUAUAAAAAGAAAUAAAAAUAAAAACCAACAAUAUCAAAAGUAUGCUUUGAAACAUUCAUUUGAUCAGUGUGGAUGGUAACAGAAUAAAUAUCCUUGUUAUGCAGAGUGCAGGACCUCUUAUCGUCUUUGAGGAUGCUGACCUGAGACCAAAUCAGAUGGUAAAUACAGCCAAGAAAAUAAGUUACUGUGUGCAGUUCCUUGUUUGACCUGUAGGGGGCAGUGAUAAUCUGAUAAUGAGGCUGCUCAAGGCGAUUCUCACCAACACCCUCAGCUUAGACUCUUGAGUUUUUACCUUCUGAACUCACCAAACAAUAAAGAUCACUUCUGUCUUUUCAGGCAGUGACAUUGUGUUACUGUAAAUCAUUAAGCAGAUUGUUCCUCUUACUGUCUGUGCUUGUUUAUUUGUUGAUUGAUUGGUUUGUUUGUUUGUGUCUGUCAAGGAUCGAGGGAUUAGAGAAAGGCUUCAGCCAAGCUUGGCAGCAACACAAGAUUUAGAGGACGAAUCAUGUCAGCAAGGUAAUUUAAAGAUACUAAGCAUAAGCCUUUAUUCAAAUGAUGGGAAAAUGUUUACACUGCAAAAACUCAAAUUUGAGUAUGGGUUUUUUUGGUAUCAUAUGUCUGGUAAAACAAAAAAACAUGUCUCAUAAUGCUUCAUUUCAACCACAAUCACCUUACAAGUCCAGAAAAAAGCAUGUUAUAUUGUGAAAUAAGACUGUUUCAUGGACUUAAAUGAACCCUGAUAAGACUUUUUCUCAACCACAGAUGUGUCAAAGUCAGGAGGUAAGAUUUGGAUUUUCGCAGUGUAUUUUCUUAUUUCAGGAUGUCAGGAUAGCUACAUUUCAGUGUAAUACAAUAAAGUUUAUAACUUAUACAUCUUUCUCUAAUGUAUACAUACAUGCAGAAAAGAUGAGGAAAAUUUCUAGAGCUAUUAUCUUUCCUAAUAAGAACACAAGAAUCACUAAAAUACAUGAUUCACUAAUAAAAUCUACACUAUCAGUUUUUAAUCCAAUAAUUACAAUCAUUCUUAACAUUAUAUGAACAGGUUAAUGUAACGGGGUGUGCACAGACAGUUGUACUCUUUAAGAAACUAUAGUCGGUGCAGUUUAAUUCAGAAGAGAGAAAUGCUUUCUCAAAAAUGAGAUGUCAUAUUUUUACUAACAGUAUUUCGGUAUCAGUCCACCCAGACCUCCUCCAAAACUGCAAAAUGAGUAAUGAGAGAUGUUUUAACCUCAAUAAAAAAGCUGAUAUAUCAGUCUGUGUCUUUAUAACUGUGUUAUAUCAUAUGUUCCAUAGACAUCAGCGUGAAAAAGUCGACCCCAUCUCAGCAGAAACAGACUCUACAACUCUACGCUUUUCCAGAGAGGCCAGGUAAGACAUGUCACUCAACCUCGUGUCAGCAACCUUCAUUACACAAACACAAUUUGGUCUCAUUUGGCCUUUUUCAUGAGUGCCAGUGAAUCGUUAACCAACAGUGUGAUCUUGCUGUCUAACAAUCAGCAUAAAUCCUCACCCAUGAAUAGCCAAAGACCUCCAUUUAAGAAUAUGUGGACAUGUGCUCUCAGAACACCUUUGCUGCGCCCUUUCAUGGUCCGAGCUGCUGUGUGGGCUUCAUUUUUCGCCAGCUCCCGCGGUGUGUAGUUGGUCAGCAAAGUCAUAAAUCAGGGUUCUGGGUUCCUGUUUCCAAAGGAUCAGUCAGGCCUCUAGAUAAAACACAUGAACCAUCGGCCCUUGUGCCAAGACAAGAAUAAAAUAGCGAUGUGCAAAUCCAUGAGUGUCUAUUAUAAUCUGCGCACCAAUCUACACAUAGCGUUUUUUUUCUUAGCUUAGUCCCCGAGGGCGCUGUACACAUGCAGUUAUACAAACAGAGUGUAUUCCUACCAGUAAGCAAGUCAUCUGUGACUGCUCUAUGAGAGCCAACUAUGCUCUGAGGCCCAAUAGGUCACCACUUUCACUUUGUAUCCAUUUGUGCUGUCUUUGGCUGUAACAGCACUGCAGUUUCAAACCAAAGAGUCAAAUCUUUGUUUGAAGGUAACUCAAAUAGAAAUAUACAGGACCCUAAAAGCACGUCAGUACUAAAACAAUCUGUGCAAAUGAACUUUAUUAGAAGUGUCAUUCAAGCUACUUUACACAAGCCUAAUCACAGUGGUUAGUGGUUUCAUAGGGAAGUAGCAGCUUCCCAUUUAAAAAAAAAAAGCCCUGAGGUAUGACGUGUCUUUUUUAACUGACCCCAUCCUUCCCCACAGAGCCGCCUCAUGACCUGGACACACAGACAAGGACGAAGACUAGACCCAGGUGAAAAUCAGGACCUAAAAACACUGAAGUUAAUCAUGAAUACUCUUGCAGUGCCAAUGAUCCUCAUCAUACUUUUGUUUGUCCACCUAUGCGCUCUCACCUGCAGGUCCUACUCCAGCACUUCUAUUGAAGAUGCCAUGAAGAAAGCAGAAGAGCCCCCUACCCCUCCCCCUCGCCCCCAGAAAACUCACUCCAGAGCCUCCUCGCUCGACCUCAAUAAGCUGUUUCAACAGGGAGCUCCAGGUACCAUCAGCAUCCACAGACCACCCCUAUCUCCUCUGUCACAAUGUGUGUUUAGGCUCGAAGCGAGGGCUUCCUGCAGCUGUGGUUAUUGAGUUAUUGUGUUUUGUUGAUGAUGGUUCUUCUUUCAUGAGAGGACAAAAGGGGAAACGGAGAAAUGUGGGUUUUAUUGUUCAGUCUGAAAGGGGAGAGGCUUUCACGAGGUCCAGUCAGCUCAACUUGAUUUAAAAAGGGUGUUUUAUUAGUGGUUUGGGCAUGAAAUUUGACUCUGGAGGGAGAAGAAGCAUAUUACUCUAUUUUAUAGCUCUGUGACUUUUUUCUGGAUUCUAGGGGUUAAAAGUGGAUGGCUGCCCCCUCCUCCAGCUCUCCCUCCCAGACCAUCAGCUGCACAGGUAAGCCUGGUUUGAUUAUCAACACAAACUGCUCACAUAAUAAAAAAAACCCUUUGUUGUGCCUCUGGAGCUGCUUACAGAAACCUGUUGAUUAGCAGGUCCUGUCUUAAGUCUCUGGAAACAGCUUUAAAUAGUCCAAGAAACAAGUAUAAAAAACCACAAGUCAGUUUUUGUUGUAUUAAAAGUGUAUCAAACAAGCAUCCCAACCUCCCGAAUUACUCAUAAACUUUUGUCAAGUUGUUACACAGGAACACCAGGUGAUGUUUGAUAACCAAUCUGAAUGGCUGUCUUUGAUUGUAUCCACACGACUAUUGAUUCUUCAUCAUUUACUGUCUUAGCCUCUCUAGCUUUGCUGACGUAGCCACUUUUCUGACUUAUCUUUCUAGAGGUUUGAUAGUUAAUUAUCAGGGUUUGCUCAACACAAAAAGAGAUUUUAUUUCUUAAAGCUCCUGUGAGAAGUAUUUGAAGUUUACUUAACUACAAUUAAAACAGAUGCCUUUUUAUGAUGUACAAAAGCAAACAAGACCAUAUUGAUCCGAUAUUGGCACAAAAUUGUGCAAGACAAGUUUUGCACUCAGCUACAAUGUCUUUUUUUGGGCUCUGCAUACUGGAUCAAGGCAAGAUUUUAGAUGCAGGCUGAUAUAAUCUGCUGUUUGUUUUUUGCUGAUACUGGACUGAUAUCUGAUUUCAAUAUCGUAUCAGGACAUCCCUUGUCUAAAGGUUUCAAGGGGGGUAGGUGUCAGCCAAGCAGCUGAAGAAACAGCUCUGUUAAAUAAAUUUUAUGUUUGACUGUCCGGAGUCUGCAGGAUGAGAUUUUUCGUUAGGAGAGACUACUUCAGCAUGUGGAGCACAAGACCAGCAAAGACUGCUCUGCCCACAGGGGGUGCCAGAAUCAACACAAACUGAAAGGAGCUGUCGCAGCUUUCACCUUAAUUAAAAUGGUCAUAUCUUAAGGAUCCUCUCUGCUCUGCUUAAGGAAGCUCUUUUUUGUGGAUGUGUUUCAAUCAAUACCUAUUUGUCAUUUAGACCCCAAAAUUACUGCAUGCAGAUGAAUAUAAGGCCUGUGUUAGAGUACCAGUUUCUGGAAUUUAUCUCUUGGACUUCAACUUUUCAGAUUAAUCAGCACAUUUUAUCUUCUCUUCAGGUUCCCCAUUUUAUCAACAUGCCAGAGAAAGCUCCUUCAAGUAAAGUGCAGCAGCCAAACUUCGCAGACUUCAGCCACUUCAGAGAAGAGGUGAGAGUCAAUCUGGUUUUCCCGCUCAGAUCUGUGACAGUAUAGGGUUUGAAGAUGUAAAAAGCAGGAACUCGCAUCACUCUGCAAAAGGGCAAACUCAAAAUUCCUCCACAGACUGCCAGCGGUUUCCACUCUUCGGUUUUCCUUUGGCCCUCUAGCAUGUCCCACCAUAACUUAGUCACUGAGCUUGUGUUUGUCAGGUUUACAGGUCCCUAUUCCAAGACAUGAAUGGGCUUAAAGGUUAUGACAGCAGCAUAGAUCAGACUCUGAGCAAACAAAUAUAUCAAGGAUUUAUUUACAGCUGAGGUGACGCAUUCAUCGACCUUUUAAGCCUUGUUCUGUUUGUCCUUCAUCCGCAUUUACUGGUGUGUUUUAUGAGCUCAUUUGGUUAUGGUCAGUAGGUAGACGUUUCUGCUGUUUAAUGAUUGAACAAUCGUCUGUGUGUUUGAUAGUCUUGAUAAACAUCAGAGGAUAAAGUACAUGAAAGUCAUACUUCAGUGAGAGUAAAGCUAUUACAGCAGAAAAUGACUUCAGUAGAGGUGAAUGUUCACUUUUCUUGAACUAGUGAGGAAAAAAACUUGGUAUCUUCUGAAACAGGUCUUAUUUAAGGGUGAAAAAUAAGAGAAUAAGCAGCGAGUUCCUUCCUUCAUGAUAUCACUGAUAUCAUAUGAUAUGAUGUUGUCACUGAUAUCCAGCUUAACUUCACCUGACCCCAGGAAUAUGCUGCAGAGGCUUGGGCACCAUAUUUAAAACUUUAUCCUUAAAAUCUUCAACUCUGAAAGCUUCAUUUUCUAAAACUAGAUUUUUAGACAAACCUCGUGCAGAUGCUUUUAGAAAACUGGACCAAAGUCCCCCCCUGUAAUCCAGUUUAGAGAAGAAAAGCUCUUCUUUGUAUUUAUUUGACCCGCUCUGGCGGACAGACGACCUGAAGGGUUUCUGUCUGCACAACAUCCCCUUUUCUGACUCCUAUUUGACAAAUGAGAUCUAUUUUAAAAGUCAAAGGUUCCUGCAGCUCCUAAUUUUAUCCAAACAGUUCGACUCAAUCCUCCUUGCCUUAUCUCAGAGGUCAUGUGAUCCCUAAAACCCUUCCUCCAUUAGCUGUAACCUUAUUAGGAUCAUUAUAAUCACUCAGGGUUGAUAUUUAAAGAUCUUCACCUCUUCCAUGUCAUCUUUGCAGUAUCACCAUCCUGUCUCUGCAGAAUGUUUGACUCACUUUUAAUUAAAACCUAGAUGAUCCCUGAGGUGUGUGCAGCCUGUGUGUGUAUUUUUCACUUUGUAAGACAAACUGAAACUCACACCGGUCCAACUCCCUCAGAGACACCAGUGAACUAAAGCUGCUGUUAAAAAUAGCUUCCCUAACAUAAACAUGUCUCUGUGAAGUUAAGGGCGCAUAUUUGAUACCAGAUUUUCCAGGAAACCCUCGGGAGCAGAUCAGCGUGCGGUCAAAGUGAAGGGGAAUUCAGAUCUUGUGUUCGGUUCACAAAAAGGAAAAAGAAGGAACUUUCAGGUAAUCAGAAAGGUUAGAAGGAAGUUAACAGGGAAUUAUUGAGUUCAGCUCUACUGGACUUCAUUUCGCUUCGCUUUUCCUUGCCUAAAAUUUUUACUUUUGUCUUUCUUUAUUUUACUGAACUUCACAACCUUUAGGUUUAAUGGAGCCUUCAGGGAUGUGUAACAGUGGGCACUUUCAUGUAUCUCCAUAUAAUCAGAGAUGCUGGCUUUAGACAACAAGUUUAUUUGGAGUGGAGGAUGCAGAAUGCCAGAUUUAAUGUGUCAGACCACGGGGCAGUUUUCACUUCACCUCAGUCUAAUUCUUUAAUCAUGUUUAUGCUUUGCUCUUUGCACUAACCUGUGUUUGUGAAUACAGCGAUAAACUGUGUGCCCAGAUGAUGGUGUUCAGAGGAGAUUUUGAGCCCAUGCGGUGAUUUCCACGACAGAGAUUACAGACAUCCAGUAUUGGUUUUGGUCCUUUUCUCUUUAAUGCAGAGAUUUUUCCAGAUUCUCUAAAUUUUUUAAUGAUAUUUUGUACUGUAGAUGAUAAAAGCCACGAAUUCCUGGAGACUUUACACUGAGGAACACUAUUAUUAUUGAUUACCUAUUAAUACAAACCUAUUUCAGAUCAACUUGAUUAGACAGGAGAAGUUCCUCUAGGUGGUUUUGAAGCAUUACACAUAUUGUUCUGUGUUUUUGUCCCUGUCCUUACUUUUUUAAGUAUGUUGCUGGCAUCAAAUUUAUUUUUAUUUUUCAUUAAACAAUGCACCUUUUCAGUUUCAACAGUUGAUUUAUUGUCUUUUCACCAUUUUCAAUUAUUCACUGUUGCAUUAACAUAAUUUGCAAACCAUUAAAGUAGUUUUUGUCGACAUUUUACCCCGUAUCCCGCCUUUUUUGGAGUUUGGUUUGUCUUAAGUUCACCGGCCUCUUCAUUUCCCUUCACUUAAAAUUUUCCAGACCACAAACUUUUCCAGUGACCACAGCAGGGUCAGUAAGUGAGGCACAGCAGAGGCAGCCAGGGGUGAUGCAACAUCUUCGUGCUUUAUUUUUGUAAGCACAGUAGAGCUGAAUGCAGGAAUCUGACAGUUCAGUUCUCAUGCACAUCCUCCUGAAAGUCCUGAACAGUUUUUACCAUCUGAAAAAGUAACUGAUUCAGACAAACGGUCAUGUUUGGUUAAAGUUACCUCUCCUUUAUCCUCCUGCUGUGUUUGCAUCUAGAGCUGUAAUAUUCAUAACUCAGGUCAACCCAGUAAGGGGAAGCUUUCAGUAUUUUUAUACCAGUUUAAUGACACCGGUCUUGCAGAUCCAGUCAAGUUAAAUGUCUUUAUGAUGAUGACAGCGACUCUUCCUCCUCACAUAUCUGCAGUGAAACAGCCGUGACCUGCUGCUGGCUGCUGUGGCCACACAUGCUGCUGAUGGAGCUCCUGUGGUUUAUUACCACUGUACCGACUACUGCUUCACUUUAAAUGUUUCCAUGCUGCGGUCGAGCUCCCUGUCUAGUGGCGCUGUGAAUCUCAGGCUCUUCUAUUUGCAUCUGCUUGUAUGCCAGUUGCACUUCUGUGCACAAAGACUGAAUUGGAGGUUCAUGGGCACAGCUUCCAGCAGCUUCAGCCUGUUAAACCCAUCAGGAAAACCCAGCUAUUUAAACUGCCACCGCACUGGAGACUGGAGUAAAAAGGAGAGGAAAAAAAAAAUCUCUUGAUGCAACAUUAACAAAUGGGAAAUGCAUUAAAAGUCUAGAACUGGCUGCCUUGAAAGAAAUGCUCUCUGUCUGAGCUCAAAUUAAGAAAUCGACCUUCAUGUGUAGGUGCUGUCUUCACUCUGUUGCACUGUUAACCUCUCUGAUGAGUUAGAGCAGGUGCUGAUACUUAAUACACAGUGUAUAAAAGAGAAUUAUGGCUCAAAUGGAGAAGGAGAUGCAAGAAAAGCAAAUAAAUCAAUCACAUGCAGAUACCUGAGGAGCACUGGGUGGUGGUCUCUGAUUUAUUGAUGUUCAGGGCACAUUUUGUUCACCACCUAAAGCAUCUCUCUUAUAAUUAUGUCCCCUCUUUAUGAUAUCAACACUCUUAUGAAAUGGUCUUAUGGUUCUUAUUGUGUCUUUCUUUUUGUGUGUUGCAGGAGGAGAGUACUGUGAAACGUGAGGAUCAGGGUCCACACUCUCGCACUGAAGACUUGGCGAACGCCUCCAAACAGGUUGGCCACCCAGACUGUGACAGUCAUGCUGUUUUUAUUUUAUCACUGUCUGUACCCGGUUUAAUUUUUAUUUCUGGAAACUUUCUGUUAGGAUGUGAUCGGAGUUUCUCACAGUCAGGCGCCACAGAAGCCGGUUCGCAGGAAAUACCACCCAGAGAGCCAGAACCUGGAGACAGGACCUCCAUCUGCAGUACCGUUUCUUCCCCAAACUAAACAUGCUCAGAAGUUAGUCAGACUUUUGUCUUGUUCUCAGUUUUUUUAUUUGAUGAAAUGGGAUAGCUGUUGUCAGUUGAUUCUUAUUUUUUAAAAUUUAUGUUCCUACAACCAGCUGACGUCUGAGUAUGUAAGCUGGCCGUGUAUGGAGGGUCCCCUUUACUGUUAGUACCAGUUAAUGUGCGUUUAAGACGGGACAUAAACAAGCCCAGUGUCAUGCAGUAGACUUCUUUGUUUCCUUUUUAUCAUGCAAUCCUUUUUCCUUCAAUAAUACUGCCAAAAAAAUCUCAACUCCUGCUCUGAUAUGAUCAUACAGUGAGGUAUAAAAUCAGACAAUUCUUUGGGUAUCCGAUAACCGCAGCAAUUGGUUUAUCCAUCAUUGUUGUUUUAAAGAAGCAAUCCACCAAAGACAAGGCAGGUUUAUCUGUAUAGCACCAUUCGUACACAAGGCGAUUCAAAAUUUUACAGAUGCAAGGAAAUACAUAAAAAAAUUAAAUUAAAAAAGAGAGAUUAAAACAAUUUAAAAUCAGUGACAUAAAAUGAUUUAAAAUCAAUAGGACAAAUUUAAAAUUCCGUGUUUGCACUGAUCAUUUAUGAAAACCAUUGUUUCCCUUAAAAAUGAAAUAAGUCACAAGCUUUCAGAUCCAGGGCUCCUCAGAUGGUAAUUAGUUUUCUCUUCAUCAAUCUCAGAUGGUAUUAGUUUUCUCUUUGGAGCUCCCUAGGCUUUUACCUGUUUUUCUCAUUUCAUUAGUUAGGUCCCAAUUUGGUCUUUAUUCCCCUUAGAAACACGGAACAGAGGAAGGAUUUGUCAGCUUAAAAUAAAUAAAUAAUUAAAGAUCAUUAAAACUGUUGAAAUUUACAGAACAGCAAAGUACAAGUAUGUGGAAUUGAUGCGAUAGAAAAGCUGCAGUAGACCGAAAUGACAGAAGCAACCUAGCGUUUGUUUUUUUAAUAAAAUGGAGGAGCAAAAUGUUAAAGUUUUUUGUACCCCGCUUGUUAAGCAAAAACAUUAAAUGUAGAAAGAUCUGGGGAAAAAAAUCUGAUUGCCAGAACCAAAUUUCAUGACUUUUAGCAUUCAGAGACGCUCUCACCAGUUCUGCUGCAGGACAUUUUUCUCUACUUUUCUCCACCAGGGGUGUUUGGGGUUAAGCAGCUCCUCAGACUGCUCUCUCAUCUGUGCAGUUAACUAUCAUUAUUGCCACAAAUUUAAUACCAGCCUGAUGUGAACACUCAUGUUUUUGCCACAGUGUCAACAGGCUAAGAAGAACUACUUCACACUCCCCUCUGUAGAUUGAUUGUAUAUGAAGUGUGUGGUCAGGUUACCCCUGGUGUCACUUUUGCUGUUGAGAAAUAGUAACCUUUCUAAUGAGGUUUUGACCAAUCAGAAUCAGGUAUUUGACACAGCCGGGUAAUGAUGUCUUUCAACACUCACUAAUGACUGAAGCACAUGUGCUGCUGUCUCCUCAGCGGCACAUGUGCUUCAGCUCAUUCAGACUGUAGAAAGGUCAGUGACAGAGGUGAUGGCUAAAAAUGCAAAGGUUGACUGAUGUAAAACUUUGAUGUUGCGCUGUCUUUGAGUGAUACUUUUUGUUUUGAAGCCUCUGAGUUUUUUGCCUUGACUUAAGGCAUUUAAAUAAGUAAAAGAAAAGUGAAUGGCUAGGUUUGCAUUCAUCUGCAUAUCCCCUAACCAAAGUAGCUUUUUUCCUCUUUUUUUUAAAAUGUAGAUUUGAUUUAAAGUUGAUUAAAGGUGAAACAUUACUCUCUCAGGCUGCUGUCCAAACAGAAGAGGGAGAUCCAGAUGGCGAUCCGUAAAAAUAAGGAGACCAACGCUGUGCUGACACGCCUCAACAGUGAGCUUCAACAGCAGCUCAAGGUCAGAUUAUCAUUUGUUUCUAAGUGCACCACACACAUCCAGACUGAAGUUUCAUAGUGUUUAAAAGUGCAAUUCAGUUUUAGUUUUGGGAUGGGUGUGGCUAACACUGUCUGCCCUCCUCCUCUAGGAUAGUGAUACUAAAAGUGUAGUGCAAGAAAAUACACAAAACAGUUGCAACAAAAAGUUUUCCAACAUCAAUUUCAACUCAGAAAUCAUGAAGUCAUACUUGUGACAUUAUGUGGAAGUUUAGAUCAAGUAUCAGGAGUUAAAGCUUUAUCUUUAGGUCUGACAAUAAAAAGUUCCUGCUGAUCCAACUUGGUGAAAAGCUCCCAGCUCAUCCGUCAGACCCCCACCCCCACCCCCAAUCACUCAUAGCUGAACUAAUGGGUCAGACUGAGCUGUUUGCGUUGGGGAUCUGCCCGCGGCACACGCUCUCACAUUUGGAACACAUGCUGCAUGCCGGUCAUUCUCCACGCAAACCAUCCAGGAGUGAAGCCCUCACGCUCACAUGCAGCUCCCACAGCUUUCACACAACACAGACAGAGGGAUAUAAAGUAAAGCAAUGCAUGUUUAAUGUCAGGGUGUUCUUAAAAAUCAUGCAGGCUCCAUAAAGUGGUUUGAUUUUUGCUUUCAGGCUUUUAUAGCAGCAUUUUUCUUCACUGUUAAAUCUGCUUAUUCUGCUAAUUCCUCGGAGCAUGUGUGGAAUCCUGCAGAGAAAGGCAUAUGUGUCUUUAUAUAGACCCUGGCCUUGUCUAAAUACCAAAGAGCCUCUGGCAUCCACAACUGUCCUCUUUAAAAUAGUCUCAGCUGGUCAGGCGUCUCGACUACAACAGGGUGUGUGAGAGAGUGAGAGAUCCUGGACUGUUUUCCUGAAAUUGAAGUGACAUUUAAAAAGAGACACUUUAGUACAAGUCUAAGAAAAUUCAACCACCCAUAAAGAUAAAAAAAAAUAAACACUGUGAUAUGCAUUUAGCAUGAAGAAGCUGCAGUGUAUGUUGCACCGUGCAGAACUGUGUUGUAAAACAAUCUUGAACAACAACUAUUUGUACUAAACCAAGAGCUUGUUAACAGUCAGACGACUUAUUUUUAAUAUUUGCCAGAAAAACCCAAAUCUAUGGACUUGAUCAGGGUUGAAUAUGUAUGACAGCGUGGCAGUAGCUCAGGAGGUAGAGCGGUCGUCCAAUAACUGGAAGGUUGGCGGUCUGAUUCCCCCCCAUCCCUAGUCUGUCCUUGGGCAAGACACUUCACCCAGUCUCCGUCAGUCUGCCCCAGGGCAGCGGUGACUACUAAGGUAGUUAUCCAAUGUAAAGCGCUUAAAGGGUCUCUGAUAAAGCGCUAUAAAAUCUGAUGCAUUAUCAUUUAUUUUUAUUAGAAGUUCAGAGCUGUAAAGUUUUUUUAAGGUUCAACAUAAAAGCCCCCGGCCACUUUUAAACCUGUUUGUUGACUGUUUCAUUACGUGAUGUAAUAGUUUAACUGGGAGAUGGACCAAUUGCUACCAGUUGUGAGAAAGCAUAUCACCACUCACCACAGUGAAGGAGAAGGACAGUAGCCUGGUUGAAUUCACUAAUGGAGCUAUGACCACAGCUCAACUGAACUGUUUCCCCUCUUGUCGACCCCAACCACUCUUUUUCUGUUAGCUGUGCUGUUUCUGUGUCACACUCAGGCCUUAACUGAAUCUUGGAAUCUCUCAAGGCAGAGUUUUAGGCCCAAUACAUUUUCCCUUUGCUCUCUCUCACUGUGGGCGUAAUCAUGUAAAAUCAUAACAUUGUAAUGGAUUUUUGAUGCAGAUGGGACAAGUCGUCCUGUACACAGACUUUCUAGUUGUAGAUGAAGGUAAAAGUUUGCAUAAAGGAGGUGACCAGAUUCAGUGGUUUGCAUCCACACAUGCAGCCCACUGGUCAGGGUUAGACAUUUUUCAUGACUUUGUGAUCGAAGCUUCUGUUCACAAUCAUAACAAUAGGUUGCACAAACAGCAAGGUAUUUUUCCAAAGCUUUUAGCCAACAGGACUGUUCAACUGUUCAGCUACCAUAUCAGCUGCUUCACAAACCACCUGAAAGCCAUACUGUUGUUUGACAUUCUUUAUAGCAUUUCAAAAGCUCUUCCUCUGCCUUGGCAUCCACCUGUGGAUCUAAACUCCCCCAAUAAAGUCAGUUCAUUGAGUCCUCGCUCCAUGCUCUGCAGAGCUCUGCAGACUUCACAGGGAGGAGGUCAGAGACUGGACGACAAAUGUACAUAUCCUGCAUUCUCACAGUAAUCCGCCCCAUGUGAGUUGCCUGAUUGGAUUGACUUCAUGACCUUUCCUUUAGGCAACGUCAAGAAACAUUUUUGAUCCUCUUUUAGUGAAAUUCAGAAAAGGUCAAAUCAUUGUUUGCUGUGAAUACUUUCCAAACGGUUUGGUACUCGAUGUAAUGAGCAUUAACCACAAGUUGAGAACUUAUCUUGUUAAAGAUCAUCAUUACCACGGCAGGCUAAGUAAACAGCCCUGAGGUGAGUCUCGUGCUCGGGGUGAUUAAAGGUCAUGUUUUGUGUUUUGGCUGCAGGUGGUUCACCAGGAGAGGGUCACCUUGGAGUCUCAGCUGGAGCUGUUGCGGCCUCUGGCCUCCAUGUGACUGAUCCUGCGGUCUGCCUAGAGUCGGGUUACCCAUGGGAAUACAUCAGUGUCUGCACCCAGUGUAAAUGUUUGAGCCAAGUUACAGAAACCUGUUGUCUUUUGUAAUAAAAACAAAAAGUAAUAUGUAAAGAGGUGAUGGCAGCAGAAGAACACUCCAACAACCAGAUGUUACUCUUGAUUAAUUUUACUGAUAUUUUGCAGGAUUAAACCAUAUUUUCUUAGUUCCUGUAUGAAAUGCAUGUGUAAAAUAUUCAUUCUAACUUAUUUUCUUCUUUGAUUCGGUCAGUUUCUCUCAUCAGUUUGACUCAACUGUUUGUGCUCAUACCCAUAACUCCUGUACAUGUUUGUGUUCUAACUUUGUGAUGGGAACUCAAGAACUCAGUUUGGGUCAGUUUAUGUAUACAGAGCAUUUGGUGAGUAUCCAUGUGUGGUCUAAAGCAAGUCAUGGUGCUACAGUUUCUCAGUCUGUGUACUUUUUUGCACUUAGAAUCUUGAAAAAUGCAUGUUUGCAAAGAAAGAUAUGAGCUGGGUCUAGUUUAGUUUCAGAUUUCAGCCUUUACAUCAAACUUGAUUGUCUGUUGUCAAACACUGAAGAAUGUUGACACUGGAUUUGUAAGAAAUACGAACCUUUUACUUGAAAAAUGUAUGCCACCUUUAACUUGAGCCCUGUCUGAUUGUUGAUUUACUCCUAUACUGUUUCUGCUCUGCAUUGAUGCUCAUACAGUUGGUUUACAAAAAAGCACAACAUUCAUCUUUUUUGCAGGAUAGAUUUCAAAACAGCUGAUGUAGUUUUGGUUUUAUCUAUGCAAAGAAAAGGUGGUUCUGCUGAAGUUUGCUUAAGACCUUAUUUUCAUACAUUCUGAUUGUUUAUGAUGGUAAAUGAAGUGGUUGAAAUCAUGAUGGCAUGCCUAAUACUGCAUGCUUGUAAGCACUGGACUGAAAAUUGAAUCUUAAAAAAUGCACAACUGAUCUCUGGGCUAAAGAGAGUAAUCAGACUAAUCAAUAAAGUUGUCUAUUUUUA
Xyrichtys novacula (pearly razorfish) is the source of this 31374-nucleotide messenger RNA. The record is from the annotation of a GenBank genome assembly. NCBI's taxonomy places the organism in Eukaryota, Metazoa, Chordata, Actinopteri, Labriformes, Labridae.